AUGAGGCCGAUCACAACCUCCCUCGUAGGCCUGAGCGCCCUCGUCUCAGGUCUCGUCUCUGCGCAAUCCUCAUCCUGUGGCCCUGCUCCUUCAAAUGGCAUUCGCCCAUCAAUUGCCUCUGGGUACACCUACCAAGUUGUUGCCACUGGCCUUGCGAAACCCCGCGGCCUCAUACUCGAUCAGCAGGGGAAUCUGUUGGUCGUGGAAGCUGACCGCGGUGUCAUAUCCAGUCACGAAAUCGUGGAACAAAAUGGCUGCGUAUCCAUAGGACGAUCUUCCGAUAUUACAGACCAACUAGAACUCAACCAUGGCAUAGAGCUCUCGGCCGACGGGAGAACUCUUUAUGGUUCUUCCGCAGACAACCUAUAUUCAUGGACAUAUGACGGUGCCGCCAGGUCCACCUCUGAUCAAACGAUUCAUAUCAAUAACAUGACUGGAACUGAUCACUCGACACGAACACUCCUGUUAUCCCAACAAGAGCCGGGCAUGAUUGUCGUCUCGAAAGGCAGUCUGAGCAACAUAGAUAUUCUCGCCACAGAUAUAACUAGCGGGAGUUCUCAAGUCAAGGCUUUCAACUUGACCAACUCAACGUCACCCUAUGACUACAAUGCUGAAGGCUUGGUCUUAGGUUGGGGACUUCGAAAUGAGGUUGGAAUUGGAGAGCAUCCCAAUAGUGGUGGCAUAUGGGGCGUGGAGAACUCUGCCGAUCAGAUGAACCGUAUGGGGGUAGAUAUCCACGAAGACAAUCCUGCCGAGAAACUCAACUUUCUGGGCUAUUUGAACGGAACUGCGUCCGAGAACCAAGGAGGCAACUUCGGUUAUCCAUGGUGUUUUGCAGCCUGGGAAGUGGAAGACCUUCCCGACAAUGGUAAUCUCUCCGUUGGAAGUCAAUUCGCCAUUGACGCCAGUUCUGCUUCCAACAACGAGAACCGCACGGACGAAUUCUGCGCCGAGCAAGUUGCUCCUCGCUUAGUCUUCCAAGCACACAUGGCCCCCAUGGAUAUCAAAUUCAACAAUAGCGGUCGCGAGGCUUGGGUAACGUUCCGUGGGAGCUGGAAUCGAGAUGAGCCUGUUGGCUACAAAAUGUCGGUGGUCGCCUUCACUGAGGGCGGAGAGCCCGUGGCCGACCGCGAUAGCAUGACCGCUGCCACUGAUAUUUUUGCCAACGAGGACCUUUCCAGAUGUCCUGGAAAUUGUAUGCGACUUGUUGGAAUGGCCAUUGAUCCUCAGGGCCGCAUCUAUGUUGCUUCAGACGCCUCGGGCGAAAUUUAUUUGGUUUCCAGAACCGACAAUUCAGGGACUCCUGCUGGAUCACCAACAUCGUCUGCGUCUGCAUCUGCAUCUGCUACUGGCAAUGCAGGUCACAGUCUUCACCCUCCAACUUCAGGAGACUCUUUGGGCUUAUUUGCAUCACUGCUGGGUUUGUUACUUUGCUGGUUAUGA
Molecule: messenger RNA, 1443 nt
Organism: Exophiala bonariae
Lineage: Eukaryota; Fungi; Ascomycota; Eurotiomycetes; Chaetothyriales; Herpotrichiellaceae
Exons: 2
Coding region: 1-1443 (480 amino acids)
Source: RefSeq, a predicted model, not a curated record